AUGUUUCCCCAGCCAUGGACCUUCAUACUCACAAUCAUUGCAACUUCACUGCUCAUGUCCUCACUGGUUAAGUCAUUUCCAGAAGCUGAUAAGAGCAUGUUCUCUGAGGUAGAUUUCAAUUUCCCUGUUGCUUCUGUAGGGCCUGGCUGUACAUCCGUUGGAAUUGGAGCUUUCACCGAACAUGGUCCUUUUGUUACAAAUCAAGGAGAGGCUAUUGAGAAAAAUCAGUACAGUUGGAACAAAGAGGCAAACAUUUUGUACCUGGAGUCACCAGCAGGUGUUGGUUUCUCUUACUCUCUCAAUUUGUCAUUUUAUAAAGCACUGGACGAUGAGAUAGGAAACCCUCUUUUGGAUUUUGACACUGAUAUGAAUGCAGUUGAUGAAUAUUACUGGUCUCAUGGAAUUAUAACUGAUCAUGCUUACAAAAUCAUGACCUCUCUAUGUAACUCAUCUAGACUAUUAAGAGAAUACAUCAGAGGCCAACUUUCCAACGAUUGUCUUCUUGCAGCUCGAAAAGUCUCAGAAGAAUAUUCGUUUACAUCUUUCAUUGACCCAUAUUAUGUCAUUGGCAACAGAUGUCUUUCUUACAAUGUAUCUCAGGCAGGUUUUCUUAAGGAGAUGCUAAGUUCAGAGAUGUUUCAGUUUAGGAAAUCCCAUGAUGUGCUUCAAACCCAAGAACCUGAGCAGCAACUUGAUGAGUGUAAUAUGAAAUAUUCAGAGAAGUACUUGAACAGGAAAGAUGUGCAGAAGGCUCUUCAUGCCCGGCUGGUGGGAACUACCAAUUAUCGUUUAUGCAGGAAGAUUGUACUGGCAAAUUAUGACCCAUUGAACAGGGAGAUACCGACAAUUAAUGUUGUCGGGUUCCUUGUAAAAUCAGGUCUUCGAGUCAUCGUUUACAGUGGGGACCAAGACUCAGUGAUUCCAUUCAUGGGCACGAGAAGAUUGGUUGAAAGCCUAGCAAAGAAACUACGACUCAAAACAACCUUGCCUUACAGUGCCUGGUUUGUGGACAAACAGGUUGGAGGAUGGUCACAAGUUUAUGGGAAUCACCUCAUGUUUGCCACAAUAAGAGGAGCUUCACAUGGCACUCCAACUACCCAACCAAAGAGAUCUUUUCUUUUGUUUGAGGCGUUUCUUCAAGGGAAACCACUCCCUAAAGCAUAA
Sphenostylis stenocarpa is the source of this 1164-nucleotide messenger RNA. The record is from the annotation of a GenBank genome assembly. NCBI's taxonomy places the organism in Eukaryota, Viridiplantae, Streptophyta, Magnoliopsida, Fabales, Fabaceae.